AUGCCGGAAGCGUCUGAAGCGGUGGACUCGAUUGUAGGCAUUGUGAAUUUCGGUCUGCGGCUCGCCACGACACUACAAACAUAUGUUGAGACGGCGCUUGAGGCUGAGGAAAGAAUGCGUGAUAUCACAUUCGACAUCAACUCAACUGCUUCUGCAUUGAAGCAGCUUCAGGACAUUAUUGAACAUGAUAAAGCAGACGACAACCUUGGUGAAUUCGGUACCAGAGUCUUCAAAGACGAAGGUCGUCGGGAAAUCGAGGCCAUCGCUCAUAAAUGUGGAAAGAUUUAUAGAACGGUGGUGCUUUUGGUGAACAAAGCUAGCACUUCGGGUUUCAAAAAAGUCAUACCAGUAGCUUCUUCUGAAAUUGUCCAUCUGAAAGUAUCGAGUCUGACUCGGAUGAAAUGGCCUUGGGUUGAGCCCCAUAUUAAAAGAUGCCAGGAACAACUGAGGUGGUUGAAAAUGAGUCUGCUCUUCAAUCUGCAACUUGCAAGUCUGGCAAGAUCACAACUGAGGUACGUCUUCUUGAUUAUUCGGUUUAUAUUCCUGACCUCUCUCAGUGCACGCGAUAAAAUGUCCAAAGAGGAUGAGCUUCAAAUGAAGAAGAUGGUUAUAUCGUUGAGGGAAAAGGAAAUCAAGACAGCAAAGUUAUUGAUCGGAAAGCCAGAAAAGUCUCAACCCAGCACAGUCUCAUCUGUUCCUUCUUCUGGUACCUCGCGAUCUUCAGCCCCUCCUUCGUCACAACCAGGGCUACACAAAAGCUUGACAAGCAAUUCCCUUGUGAAAGAUCGCUCUCUCCACGAUGAAUAUAGCUUGACUGAAACAGGUAACAUGAGGUAUGUUAGCAAAGCCACUCAGUAGUUCCUCUCUAACCCUUUCGGUAUGAAGGAGACCAAAUAUCAAGGUUAAAAGCACCCUCUAUCAGCCAAUUUCUGAUACGUUUUUCCAAUAUCCUGCCGAUCUAUCAAAGAUCGAACCGGAGCGUCCCAGGAUAAGUAAUGCGGUUUCAGUAGAUGGCAUUAUCAAGUCAGAAGAGCAGUUGAGCCAACAGCCAGAUUUCCCAUCUGUGGAUGAAGAAGCCAAUUUACCUUUACCGGACGCCUUAGGAUCGUGUCACCAGCUCCCCGCACCCGCCAGGGGGAGGAGUAUUGAUUCAAGUCAGCACAGUCGCUACUCUGCAAAAUCCAAGGCGCUCCGCCUCAAAAGGCUCCCUUCACAAUUCAGAAAUAUCUUCAGUCCGCGUAGGAAGAGUCAUGACUGGGAAAGCGAAUCAUUGGAAGCUUUCGCUCUUCUCAAUAACUCAACGAGCCUAAUUAAGGUUCAUUUCGGGGAUCGGGGACUGCGACAACUGAUGCAAACAUUAAACGUAUCACCGGAUACAUAUGCUUCUCUUGAUUCGCACCAAAUUGCACGUAUUGAUAGCGCUAUUCUCGACGUCAAGCUCUUAGACUCACGUGAAAAGAUGUGUUUAGGUGUUGGCGUAAAUCCCAAAGUUCGCCUCGAUGCCAUCUUUAUUUUCUUCUCAUUGGGUGACCACGUAGAACCAAUAUAUUUUACCGAUUUCUUGGGGCGGGAGCUCCUAUUUCCCCCUCAAUUCUUCCGGUCCUGGGAUGUAAGAUAUCUUUACUUGGACAAGUAUGAUAGUCAUACACUAACUAUGUACACAGAAAUCAAACCAGGAAUUUAUAAAAGUGUUCCAACAUAUGGGUGAAGUGGGACGUCAUGUUUCCGACGGUUUCUAUGAUAUCAUUGACGAGAAAGGGAAUAUUCUCACCCCAAACACAAUAAAAUCUCUGGUAGAACCAGGCUCUCGUCUCGGUAUGCGGAUGUGGGCCAAGCCAGAGAUGGACCUUCACCUCAUCGUCGCCGAGAAGGAAGCCAUAAAUAAAGCAAAAACUAUGGCUGAUAACCUCAUCGCCUGUGAAACAGAGACGGAGGGGUCCUACAACAGGCUGCGCCCAAAUGUCAGCGAAGCUGGGCAUGUGCCGGCAAUCAGAAAGAAAGUUUUCCAAAAAAUGAUCGGCCACCUCCACUCGGGUCGACAUGAUAACUCCGAAUCCAACUACGGACGAGCAGCUAAACCUCCCACGAUUGCUGGGGAGUCGGGUGGUGGUAAGAGACUGCUUCGAAAAAGCUACAAUGAAAACAGGGAGCCACAUGAGGAUGACGAUUUUGGUAACGCAAUGGAAAUGCAACAAGACCUUCCCCAUCCUUAUGUAUCUCCAAAUUCACUCAGGAAAACCCUCGCAACAAAAGCAUCUAUGAUCUCCAACGAUGAGCCUGCUAUGCCUGGAGAUGAAUUGAAUGGGGACUCCAAGCCGGUAAAGUUUUCAGCGCCAGAUGCGGAUACUAAUCUAGACCUUGAUUUUACUCAUAGCAUGGAAAAUCUGAAUAUAAGAGAGCUACUGGGGAGAUAUACAAACGCUAUCGAUACUGCAAUUGAAAUGAAGGAAGAUGGCGAGGUUCCCUCCUAUUGA
Hymenoscyphus albidus is the source of this 2474-nucleotide messenger RNA. NCBI's taxonomy places the organism in Eukaryota, Fungi, Ascomycota, Leotiomycetes, Helotiales, Helotiaceae. The record is from the annotation of a GenBank genome assembly.